Messenger RNA from Sclerotinia sclerotiorum 1980 UF-70, 180 nucleotides. RefSeq lists its product with no specific name. The record is from RefSeq and is a predicted model, not a curated record. The transcript has a single exon. NCBI's taxonomy places the organism in Eukaryota, Fungi, Ascomycota, Leotiomycetes, Helotiales, Sclerotiniaceae. The coding region runs from base 1 to 180 and encodes 59 amino acids.
AUGGAUGGUCAGGAGCUCGAGAGUAAUUGCGGGUAUAAGAUGAUGGAUAGGAUGAGGAUUUGUAAUGAUGAUUAUGAUCAUGAUUAUGAGAGGGGUGUAAGGAAGAAGAGGAGGAGGGGGAAAUUGUUUGAGGAGAUGGAAGUGGAGGGGAUUGUGGAGGAGGAGGGGAGGAAGGAAUAG